CGAAAUAUAUACUCCAAACCGUUAAAAGGAGUAAAGGAUAAACAAAGGCAUUGGUUGAACUUGAACGCCAUGCCCACCACAAUCAAGCUCACUUUGGUUCCUUUUCCAAACCCCAAAACUCUUUCCCCAGUAACGCUUCCUAUCACAUCUCCAAUCUCUCGCAGAGCCUGUUCAAGUUCAAGGCCUCGAAUCCUAAUAGUGAAAUGCAACAACUCGGGCCAGAGAGAAGGUAGCGGUGGAAAUCUGAAGGAUGCACUGGCUGGUAUGGUGGACAAGCAAGUAGGGGAGCUGUUGAACAGAGAAGAGAACAGGGUUUUGCUUGAUGGGUUGGACAAGGCGUCACAGAGGGUAGAGAUGGCCAAGAAAGAGCUAGCAGAGAUUGAAAAACAAGAACUUGAAGCGAAGCAGAUGAGGGAUUACAUUAACCAGCUUGAGAGCCAAGCUUCUGAGGUUGCAGAAUGUCAAAGGCAAAUAUUAGAAGCAGGAGAAAUGGUUGAAGAAGCAAAGCGCUCACUAGGGCUAAAUGUGGAUGGAAUUGAAGAUGGAGAUGCUUUUUUGGAGAAAGAAAGCGAAGAAAUUGACAGAAAUGAGGAGAGAGUGGAGUCCGUAAAAGCAGCUUUGAUUUCUGCACUUGUUGGCACCCUUGCGGGCCUGCCCAUCUCUUUAACCCAAGCAACAAGCAGUUCAGAACUCAUACUUCCUCUUACAAUUAACUUUAUCAGCUGCGCACUGUUUGGAGUAACAUUUCGAUACACAAUAAGAAGGGACUUGGACAAUAGCCAGCUUAAGACAGGGACAUCUGCAGCUUUUGGAUUUGUUAAAGGUCUUGCCAUGCUGGGUAGUGGACCACCUUUGGAACUAAAUACUGGAAGCUUCUUAUCACAUGCUUUUGAUGGAGCUGUAUAUGUGUCUGAGAAUCUUUUCCUUUUUGUUUUUGCUUCUGUUGGUCUAGAUUAUUGUUUUAAGAUGAAGCUACUUAGUCCUUUUCCUAUCAAAAAAUCAAUUUCAAGGUAAUGUCCAUAUAUGCUAGAUACCAUAUUUUGAAGAUGGUUAUACAAUAGCUAUAUCAAACUUAAAAGCUAUAAUAUGUAAUAUAUGCGAAAUUCGUGUCUUAUAAAAUGUGGCACCCAUUCAGAAUU
Molecule: messenger RNA, 1139 nt
Organism: Quercus lobata
Lineage: Eukaryota; Viridiplantae; Streptophyta; Magnoliopsida; Fagales; Fagaceae
Product: homer protein
Exons: 3
Coding region: 70-1014 (314 amino acids)
Source: RefSeq, a predicted model, not a curated record